AAAAAAAAACAAAAAUAUUCCAAAUCCAUCUAAAUGAGAUUGAAAAUGGAAACUUCUGGUAAUGGAAAGAUGCCGAAGACUCCUGGAAUAGCUUCUGGUACAUCAACAACCACACAGCAACAGAAUGGUUCAGCAGCAGCAGCUAGUACCGGUAGUGGUGGUCUUGUUGGUUCAACCAUUGGCAAUCGUACGGGAGGAACAGGCGGUAUUGGUGGUGGUGGUGGUGGUGUUCAUCAUCAGAAUGGUUCAUCAGCCAAACAUCGAACUUCGAAAAUUUCAACAACCGGUAUUGGUGGUCCUAGUGUAAUGGGUGGUCCAGCAACACCAUCUUCAUCAACGUCAUCAUCAUUGCCAACGCCUGGAGCUUCAUCAACGGCUGCAUCUUGGCCUCAAUUUCGUUUUGCCACCACAUUACCAUUAAGAAUAUUAGUGUUAAAGGAUUUAGUUGGCGCAAUCAUUGGCCGUGGCGGUGGAACCAUCAGACAAAUCACACAAGAAACACAUGCCCGUGUCGAUGUUCAUCGAAAGGAAAGUUCAUCGGCAAACGAAAAUAUCAUUAUGAUUUAUGGUAAUCCAGACAAUUGUUCACAAGCAUGUCGCCGCAUAUUGGAAGUCAUGCAACAAGAGGCCAAAUCAUUGAAUCGUCCUGAUGAGAUUCAAUUAAAGAUACUUGCUUCCAACAAUCUUAUUGGCCGUAUAAUUGGUAAAGGUGGUAACACAAUUAGACGUAUUAUGCAACAGACUGACACUAAAAUCACAAUUAACAGUGCCAAUCUUGCUUCGCAAUAUCAACUAGAGAGAAUCAUAUCAAUCUCGGGUCAGUUAGAAAGUAUGUGUAAAGCCGAAGUGAUGAUUAGUCAAAAGUUACGCCAAUGUUUUGAAAGUGAUUGCAUGCAAUAUCAACAAUCUUUAAUGUAUCAUCAUCCAACUGGUUUUCAUCAUUCCUCGUUACCUCCUUCAUCGUUAUUAACACCUGGUCAAUCAGCUACAACCGGACCACUGGGUAUACCAUAUUCGUUGGGUCCAGGAUCACAUCCACAACAGCAGCCACAGCCAAUGUCUUAUCCACCAUUAGGUGCAUCGCCCACCUGUACGAAUAUACCACCAUCUGCUUUGAUUGGUCGAUCAUCUGCCGUUAUGGGCAGUUCGUCAGUCACAUCGCCAACAACCAGUGCCACUGGACCAGUUCCGGGUGGUUCCCAGCCACAUCAGUUACCUUCUUCUUCAACGCAAGGGCCAGCAGCUACAACAGCAUUUUACAAUCCAUAUAAUUUUGCACCUUUCAUGUAUUCACCUCACGGUCCACAAAGUAGUUUUGGUGCACCUACUGCUCCAUUUAUUGGCGCUGGAUCUGGGACACAGAAUGUUCCAUCGCCAUACAUGAGUACUUAUUUAUAUUCAUCAAUGCUGCCAAAUUUGGAUAAUGUUAAAGAAACAGUCACGAUAUACAUACCGAAUUCUGUGGUUGGUGCCAUUAUUGGACGUGGUGGAUCGACCAUUCGUGAAAUGAUGAACAAUUCUGGAGCCGUAAUCAAGGUUGCUCAAAUGAAUGAAGAAGAUACAAGUUCAUCGACUGCUAUUGAAAGCAGCAGUAGUGCUAUUAGCAAGCCUUUAGAACGUCGUGUAACGAUUUACGGAAAUGCAUUUUCACAGAAUCAAGCACAAUUUUUUGUAUUUCAAAAAGUUUAUACAGAAUUAUCCAAUCAAUUAUCAAUGACUGCCAGCCCUGCAACUAUUUGUCCUUAUGGUGAUCCGGCCAUUUUAAAAGUAGAAAUAAUGGUGCCCACGAAUCAAGUUCGACGUAUUAUUGGAAAAGGUGGUUCCGUUAUUACCGAAUUACAGCGAACAUCGGGCGCUACAAUCAAAUUAUCAAAAGAAAGUAGAAGUGAUUCAACAACGUCUUCAACAUCAUCAUCAUCACAGCCAACGAUAACAACCACAGCGACGACGACAGUAAAAUCAUCAGUAACAUCACCAGAAGAACCAUCAUCACCGAAUGGUGGCGAUGGAACGACAGUUACGGAAAAAUUAAGCCAACAACAUCAACAACCGUUAACAUCAUCAUCAUCGACGACGACAAUUAGUGAACAACAGCAAGAUCAGACUUCGGUUUUUAUAAUUGGUGAUUUUUAUUCAUCAUUCAAUGCUCAAAGACAGAUUCGUUUUAUUGUACAUCGAUCAAUUACAGCUCCAUCAUCAUCAUCAUCGUCAACAACAGCUACUGCUCCAUCAACAUUGUCUGUGCCUUCUUCCGCAACAUCGACAACGACGAGUAGUCAGCCAUUAACAACAACGACGACGACAACAACAACAACCGCAAGUAGUAGUGAGUUGACGACAAAAUCAUCUGUUGAAUCUCAAUCAUCUAAACCAAGUGAUGGAACAUCAACGAUAAAAGAUCAACAAUCGUCGUCAAGUGUUGAUGAUACUAAAACUAGUAGUACGACGACGGUGACAACUUCCGCAAUAAUAUCAUCAACUGCGAACAAUAAAAACACUGCCUCUUUAUCAUCAUCGAAUAUUGCUACUGAUACGACGACGGCGACUGAGCCAAUAUCCGAUUCCACAAAACCAGAAUCUUGAAAUUAUUUUCUAAUCAAUUUCAUACCUCAAUCUAUUCAAUGACAAUAGUAGGCCCCUUCAACAAAAAAUGAUCAUAAGAUAUAAUAAUGCAACUUUAAUUCGGAAUUUAUUCAAUUGAAAAUUUAUUCAAAAUCAAAUUAGAAAUAAAAUCUGCUUUUUCAUAUUGCUCAUAAUACCUAAACACACCUACACACAAACACACACACACACAGAAAUCCAUAUGAAUUCGUCUGUCAUGAAUCCUUCAUCAUUUUAUUGUUGCUCAAGAUUAAUCAGCAAAAA
This is a messenger RNA of Dermatophagoides farinae (American house dust mite), 2865 nucleotides long. Lineage: Eukaryota; Metazoa; Arthropoda; Arachnida; Sarcoptiformes; Pyroglyphidae. The record is from RefSeq and is a predicted model, not a curated record.